This is a messenger RNA of Crotalus tigris (Tiger rattlesnake), 2179 nucleotides long. Its product is annotated as snake venom serine protease gussurobin. NCBI's taxonomy places the organism in Eukaryota, Metazoa, Chordata, Lepidosauria, Squamata, Viperidae. The transcript has 6 exons. Gene Ontology annotation, biological process: proteolysis. Bases 704 to 1609 code for a protein of 301 amino acids. The record is from RefSeq and is a predicted model, not a curated record. Gene Ontology annotation, molecular function: serine-type endopeptidase activity.
GGACGUGACUUUACCAGCGUUCCAGAUUGUUGGCCACCCAGCUGCUAAAUUUGAUCAAAUAAAGUGGUGCUUAAUCAAGUAGUCUCCGCUUGGGUUAUCUAAUUAAUUUAAUAUGGUAUCUCAAGUUUAAGUAAUGGACUGGGACCUUACAGCACCAUGCAUGUAUUUCAUUUGUAUGGUGCCAAACACAACAGUUUCUUCACCCGCAGGCUUUCCUAUCUCUGCCAGUCCCCAAAACCAAUGUGCCAAUGGCCAGGAGGAUACAGUCUGCGACUCAAAGACCCGGAUGGGCUCUUUUCUGCUAUUAGGGUUUUUUGCUUUCUGGAAGGGUCUGUUGGUUUGGUGAUGGCUUCCUGAACUAUAUGAACCUAAGGAGUGGUCUGUUUUUAUUGAGAUACAUAUCCGGUCUUGUUAUCAGUGUUCUUUCAUGCUUCAGGCUCAGUGGUGGGAUUCAGCUGGUUCGCACCACUUCGGCAGAACCGGUAGCUAUUUUUUUGUUGCCCAGGCCCAGAAUGGACUUCCAGAAGCGGCAUCCAUACAGAGAACUGGUUUUUCACAUAUUUGAAUCCCACUACUGUUCAGGCUGCAUGAUAUAGAGCCAAGUUACAUAAGGAUGUGAAGGGUUCUGGAACAAAGGGAAAUUGUUUAGUCUAACUGUUGGUUUCUUGCUUUUCGUAAUCAGCUUUUGCACCAGAGAAAUUUCAUGCAAGCUUGGGAAACAUGUACAUGGAUGGGAUAUACUGAAGGAGGGAAAUCUCACCGGCUCAAGGUUGACUCAACCUUCCAUCCUUCCAAGCCAAAAAGCUUGUCGCGCAGAGUUGAAGCUAUGGUGCUAAUCAGAGUGCUGGCAAACCUUCUGAUACUACAGCUUUCUUACGCACAAAAGUCUUCUGAACUGGUCAUUGGAGGUGAAGAAUGUAACAUAAAUGAACAUCGUUUCCUUGUAGCCUUGUACACCUUUAAAUCUAAGAGGUUUCACUGCAGUGGGACUUUGAUCAACCAGGAAUGGGUGCUCACUGCUGCAUACUGCGACAGGAAAAAUAUCCGGAUAAAGCUUGGUACGCAUAGCACAAAUGUAACAAAUGAGGAUGUGCAGACAAGAGUCCCAAAGGAGAAGUUCUUUUGUCUCAGUAGCAAAACCUACACCAAAUGGGACAAGGACAUCAUGUUGAUCAGGCUGAAAAGACCUGUUAACAACAGUGAACACAUCGUGCCUGUGAACUUGCCUUCCAACCCUCCCAGUCUGGGCUCAGUUUGCCGUAUUAUGGGAUGGGGCACAAUCUCAGCUACUAAAGAGACUUAUCCCGAUGUCCCUCAUUGUGCUAACAUUAACAUACUCGAUUAUGAGGUGUGUCGAGCAGCUCACGGAGGGUUGCCAGCAACAAGCAGAACAUUGUGUGCAGGUAUCCUGAAAGGAGGCAAAGAUUCAUGUAAGGGUGACUCUGGGGGACCCCUCAUCUGUAAUGGAGAAAUCCAGGGCAUUGUAUCUUGGGGGGCGCAUCCUUGUGGCCAAAGUCUGAAGCCUGGUGUCUACACCAAGGUCUUCGAUUAUACUGAGUGGAUCCAGAGCAUUAUUGCAGGAAAUACAGAUGCGACCUGUCCCCCGUGAAAACUUUUGAAAAAAUUAAGAGGAGAAAAUGUAACAUAUUAGUACAUCUCUUCUAUAUCCCUGACCAUAUCCAACUACAUUGGAAUAUAUUCCCAGGCAGUAAGUUUUUUUAAGACUCAAAUAGGACUGCCUUUGGAGUAAGAAAUGCUCAAAAUAGUGCUGCAGAGAUCAUGUCCCGUUUAAUUUCAGUAUAAAACAAUCUCAGUAAAAUGGAGGCCUGUUUUAGGGUGAGGUGCAAAAUUUUCUAAAAUGGACCAUUCCAAAUAUUUUAACCUCUGAAUAUCUUUCAAUUUCUGUCUACUUCUGGGACAGUGGGGUCCUUGAUGCUCUCUGAGCUUGUCUUCUUGCAGACGUUUCAUUACCCAGCUAGGUAACAUCAUCAGUGCUAGAAUAUUCUCUUCUAUUGGUACUUGUGUGGCAUUUACAAUACGCUCAUAUGCAGUCACCACUGUUGGCUAAAAAGGAUCCUAGGUUAAUCCCCAUUCCAAAUCACUAAAUAGAAUCUUUUGAGAAUCAUGUUUUCAUGUAAAUUCUCAGGUAUCCACAGCAAUAAAAUUGUAUAAAUCGUCA